CCGGUGAAAUGGGAUUAGAACGCUAGGCUCCCAGCCUGCUGCUUCCCCCACUAGGCAGCGUUGUCUCUAGUGUUUCUUUGAGGCGGUGUGUGCAUUCCAGAGCUCUAUCUGGGGCUCUGCUAGGGACUGCUCUAUAAAUAGGUGCAUGCUGCACCAUGGUGCGGGGACCCAAGGCAGAGCCUGCAGUCCAAGGAGACCAGGCAGACCAAGGAAGGACGAUUACCCGGUUUUACCCGGGGGGGGGGAAUUAAAGCGCAGGCUUUGUCUCUGCUGACCCCAAAGUUCUCUGUGAGAGAGCAAGCACGGGUAGCUCUGUCCCUGUGAAAUGCUGCUGGAGACAGGGUCCAUAUGGUGCGUGCAGCUUGGGAGCAUGAGGCCAGCUCCCUGCGCCCUCGCUCCCCUUGCAAAUGCCCUGUUUCCAUUGUGGCUUUGCAGUGAUGUGAUCGAUGUGGUCGAGUGAGUCAAUUUAUCUCCUAGUUAAAAAAUGCACUUUUCUGUAGUGAUGGCAAAGCCCUGGAGCGCUGCAGCAACCUACCCACUGAGCGAACCCCUCAGCACCUCAUUCAGCCUCUUAGUAAAGGCCACCUUCUGUGUCAGUAGGCUUGGGUGCACAGAAGGUGGCCUGAGGCUAGUGUGCUAGUAUCUGUGUGUGCGCAUAGGCCAUGGAGCAGGGGAGGGGGGCAGGCACCUUGCCUGUGGCCUGACCAGUGUUUAGCAUGUCCAUGAGAUAGGGUAGCUACCCAGCCGGUUUUGGACUGGCCGGGCUGGUUUUAGACUGGCCUGCCUGGUGUUUGUACUCUCUUGACAGCCUAGAGAUGUCAUUUGCGGGCAGGGUUUUUGGCGGGUGCCCGUCCAGCUGCAAGCACAGAGAUCGGGCAAGUAGAAGCCGCACACAUCGCGGGCAGGGCCGGCACCAAGAUCCUGCUCUGCCAGCGCAGCGGGCCGGGUCCUCACCUGGCAAAACCGGGGCAGCUCCUCUCCGUUCCAGGGCCAGCUGGGAAGUGGGCGGACCUGUCGCCCAAGGGAGGAAGAUGCUGUCCCGCCGGGGCUGCAAGCCUGAGGUCCUCAUCCUGACUGUGGUGGGGAUCGGUGGCCUCCUCUUCCUCCUCAUGACGAACGAGGGCAAGCAUGUGAUGAAGGCUGCCACGAAAGUCAGCAGUACCAGCCCCCCGCCCAACGUCCCCACAACCCCGUGGCACGGCCCUGAGUGCAAGGAGAGCUCCUCGGUCACAAAUAUCUCCGGCUUCGCUGACCUGCCUGGCCACAUCCAGGACUUCCUGCGUUACAAGCACUGCAAGGAGUUCCCCCAGCUGCUGGAUGCCCCUGACAAGUGUGGGGGGGCUGACGGCUCCCCAGGGGUCUUCCUCCUCCUGGCCAUCAAGUCGUCGCCCGGGAACUAUGAGCGGCGGGAGAUCAUCCGCAAGACUUGGGGGAAGGAGAGGACGUACCAAGGGGUCCGUAUCCGCAGGCUCUUCCUCGCCGGGGAGGUGAGGGGUGCACGGGAGGCUUGGAAGCUGAACCGGCUGCUGCGGCUGGAGGCGGCGGAGCAUGGGGAUGUGCUGCAGUGGGCGUUCCUGGACAGCUUCUUCAACCUGACCCUCAAGCAGGUGCUGUUCCACAGCUGGCUGGAGGCCCACUGCCCCGGCGCCCACUUCCUCCUUAACGGGGACGACGACGUCUUCGCCAACACAGACAACAUGGUGAACUACCUGCUGGGCUUGCGGGGGACCAAUGAUGGCGACGGGCACCUCUACGUGGGCCAGCUCAUCGCCAACGUGGGCCCCAUCCGCGAGAAGUGGAGCAAGUACUAUGUGCCCAAGCAGGUCACUGCCUCCAGCUCCUACCCACCCUACUGCGCGGGUGGCGGGGUGCUCAUGUCCGGCUUCACCGCCCGUGCCAUCUACAAGGAGUCGCUGGGCAUCGAGCUUUUCCCCAUAGACGAUGUCUAUCUGGGUAUGUGCCUGCAGAAAGCUGGGCUGGCCCCAGCCUCCCAUAUGGGCAUCCGGACUGUGGGUGUCAGGGUGCCUUCCUCCAAGCUGGAGUCCUUUGAUCCCUGCUACUACAAGGAGCUGCUGCUGGUGCACCGCUUCGUGCCCUACGAGAUGCUAGUGAUGUGGCAGGCCAUUCACGAGCCGGACCUGCGUUGCGGGAAGAAACUGCAGGUCUAUCAGAGCAUCUGAGGGGACCCUGGAAUCCGAGGGGAGGGGGCACCGGGGAGGGAUGUAAUGCCAGGUUGUAGGUGCUAGGGCAUCGGUGGGUGAUGCCACUUAUCUAGGUCUUCGCUGCUGUGCCCCAAAUGCUCCAGACCAGUCACCUCUUUCUUGCUCUUGAUGCCUAUUCCAGGAAGUCCCGGCUCCAAGGGGCGGGACUUCCAGGAACGAGCCUCAGCAGGACUUAUGGUUCUGUUGGCUAACAUGCAUGGAGUGCACAGAGAGGCUGAACGGCUCACUGGCUUCUGGUCCUGUCCCAACUGGUUUGGCUCAUUUGCCAUUCUUGGGAUGUCAGAAGCUUUUUCCGCAGCUCCUCCCUUCCCCGUAGCUGCGAUAAGCAUUUUGAGCUUGGUAGGGAUCCCUUUGCAGUGAUCCCCUGGGGGCGGCUACCUCCGAGAAGGCAACUGCCAGAAAGCCACCAGACUGGGGUGGAGGUGGGAAUUUCUGCCUCCUUGACUAAUGGGCACAUUUGCCACCUGGGUGCCCGAAUCCUGGGCAGGAUGUCACUGGCUUGGCCGAUGCCCAGAUCUUGGCCUGGACACUGCGUCUCUGGGGCCGAAGGUCCAAACACAGCAGGAAGUGGGUAGGGUGUCUGGCGUGAGGAGCUUGGCUCGGGGUCCUAGGCCCAGCCCCUGUUUCACCUCCGGCCCUAAGAGCAGGGGAUGGGCGUCAUGCACAUCCCUGCUCCAGAGCUUGGGGGCCAGAUCUGCCCUGGCGUAGCCAGCUGUGGCCCUGUAAAAUCAAUGGAGUCGUGCCUAGUGAGCCCUGGGUGAAUUUGGCUCUGAGGCUACAAUGCAGAAGCAGACAGUACGAGGGGGACAAGUCGGGUGUUCUCAGCUAGGCCCGCAGGGGCUCUCUGGCUUCUGCAGCUCCAGCCCUGUCCCUUGCUGCUAACGGUCUGGUUGGUGGAUAUAUUGACUGGGAGGGCUGGUGCUUCCAGCUCCUCAAAACAGCAGAGAGAAGCAGUGUCUGCUCCCCACCCGCCCCUGCUCCUUGUGAGUCAGUUUGUCCUGUGGGACUAGGCUGGCAGGAGGUGGAGAGGAACCAGAUUGA
This is a messenger RNA of Chelonoidis abingdonii (Abingdon island giant tortoise), 3263 nucleotides long. The record is from RefSeq and is a predicted model, not a curated record. Lineage: Eukaryota; Metazoa; Chordata; Testudines; Testudinidae.